AUGUCCAAUUUAAAAAUUGCAUUAGCAGAGCUAGAAAAUCAAUUAAUCCUCUCGCAGUCAAAACUUGAAUCCAUCACCGAUAGUUUUUUCUCAUGUUUUCUCAAAGGACUGACAACAAAAGCCACUCAAAACGAGGAAAGUAACGAACAUGAAGAAUUAAUGACUCAAGUAAUGUUGCCUUCGUUUGUUUCUCGUCUGCCAACUGGAAACGAGACAGGAACUUCUUAUGCAAUGGAUAUUGGUGGGACAAAUUUAAGAGUUGCCGCUGUGACUUUUCUUGGCGAGGGGCGAACGGAAAUUCGACAAAAACAUUUUAUUAUCGCUGAAGAAUUGAAAACUAGUGGGGUGGAGCAAUUGUUUCAAUGGGUUGCUGAGAAAGUUGAAGAGUCAAUCGUUGAAGAUGGAAUUCUUAAAAUGGGUGUUACGUUUAGUUUCCCCAUCGAACAACAAACGAUCAAAAAAGGAGUUGCAAUGAAAAUGGGAAAAGGAUUCAAUGUUCCAGGCUUGUCAGGCUAUGAUGUUACUGAGUUAUUGAAUUCAUCGUUCAAGAAAAAGAAUUUAAAUAUCGAAAUAGUCGCAAUAGUAAAUGACACAGUUGGUACAUUAGUAGCUCAAGCAUACAAAGACCCAAAUACCAAAAUAUCUUUAAUUUUUGGUACCGGAACAAAUGCAGCCUGCGUUGUGCCAGUCGACGCAAUCACCAAACUCGAUUCGACCACCAAACGAGACAAAAAAGGUGACGACGACGACACUGUUAUGCUCAUUAACACCGAGUGGAGUCUAUUAGGUCAUGACUUUUUACCAUUCACCCAAUAUGAUUACACGCUCGACGCACAAAGCGAUAAACCUAACUUUCAACCAUACGAGAAAAUGAUGAGUGCUCAUUAUUUUAAGGAGUUGAUCCGGUUGGUGUUACUUGAUUAUAUUCGGAAGUUUGGAUUAUUUGGCGGCAAGGAAGUGGAAUCGUUGUCGCAUCCUUAUUCGCUUAAACCUGAAUUACUUUCCAGAAUUCAAAGCGAGAAAGACACCAAUAAAGUAGCCACGAUCCUACAUGAUGAACUUAAAUUCUCACAACAGCAACUAGAAAAUCCCGACGACAUUAUCGCCCUUCAAAAAAUAAUCCAUUACUUCGCCACACGUGGAUCACAAUUAUCAGCCUCGGGCAUAGCAGCUCUACUCAAACUCUUAUACGGCGAUUACUCAAACAUUAAAUCAAACGUCACGUUGGCAGUUGACGGAUCUUUUUAUCUAAAGUAUCGUGAAUUUUCAGAUGGAAUCGAUAAUUAUUUGUUUUCGAUUUUGGGUAACAAUACAAGAAAUUAUGUCAAAUUGGUGAGUGCGGAGAAUGGUGGAUCUAUUGGUGCUGCUAUGGUUGCAAUGCUCUAUUCAAAAUAA
This is a messenger RNA of Ambispora gerdemannii, 1395 nucleotides long. The record is from the annotation of a GenBank genome assembly. NCBI's taxonomy places the organism in Eukaryota, Fungi, Glomeromycota, Glomeromycetes, Archaeosporales, Ambisporaceae.